This is a messenger RNA of Phytomonas sp. EM1, 1056 nucleotides long. The record is from the annotation of a GenBank genome assembly. NCBI's taxonomy places the organism in Eukaryota, Euglenozoa, Kinetoplastea, Trypanosomatida, Trypanosomatidae.
AUGUACCACGGAUCACUUUCUGUGAAUUUUUAUAUCACCAUCUUUCUAUAUGUUAUAUGUGUUUCUUAUGAUUCCCGUGCCCUUGGUGAUGUCAACACGAAUGAGGAACCGUGUCGACCAUGGUCUUCUACCGGUCCAGCUUGCAAACAUCUCAAUCGACUGGAUCUGAGGUUUAUAGUGGACUUGGCCGAGGAAAACUACGUUAAUGAUAGUAAAACAAGCGUGGUCAAAACUGCGGUCUACGGCUUUGCCCCUCAGAUUGACAAGCUGCAACUCUUCAGCUUAAGCGACGCCGCUUCUUUGGCUACACUCCAGAAGAACACGACGAAUGGAGUCGUGAAGUUUUCAUUCUCAAAGGAUCAGAACAAAAAAUAUCUGUCUGUUUACGGCUUCGGGAACUCCAACAGCGUCGCGAACCCCGAAAAUGGGUCUUCCGAUUCCUCCCUGCUUAUCGUAGAGAAGAAUUUAACCCAGUGUGGUGGCAGCGGCAGCGUCGCAGUUGUCACGACCUUGAUGCUGGAUGUGGGCUUACACAAGGGGCUAUUUAACUACGAAGGGGAUGCAAAAAGCAUCCUGACAGCUGAUCUCCACGCACAAACUAUGGGGUUCUAUAAUGUGGCGGACACUCAUUCUUCUCCAGACAACUUUUCAUUUGCAGCAGUGUACGGUAACGAAAGCAACUUGGUCGAGGAGUCUAAGAUGUCUAGACUUGGCACCCAGAAGGAAAACGUUGUGUUCAUGGCCGAAACUUCUUCUGUCAAGCGACCACUGAAGACUGGGUUCGUAUCUACCUGCGGGAACACAAAGAACGGCGAGGAAUGUUUAUUGGAUAGCGAGCAAAUUUGUAUUGGAGAUAAAGGCUUUAGGAACUGUGCGAGGUGUUAUAAAGAUCCCUCUGAGGUUGCAAGCUCUGCGAAGGUGCGGGUUGUGGUCUCCUAUUAUGGGACAGACUCAAAGGGCAGGACCCUUACUAGUGGGACCAGCAACCCUUUAAACUUCCGUGCAUUUGGUGGGAACCACAUUUUAAAGGAUAUACAAAAAGCUUUAAAAGCUUAA